This is a messenger RNA of Triticum urartu, 342 nucleotides long. RefSeq lists its product as uncharacterized. Lineage: Eukaryota; Viridiplantae; Streptophyta; Magnoliopsida; Poales; Poaceae. The record is from RefSeq and is a predicted model, not a curated record.
AUGGCCUUCUCCUCGUUCCCAUGGCCGUUCCGCCGCCGAGCCGGCGGCAGUGGCAGCGGCGGAACCGGCCCAAGCAAACCCUCCGCCGCGGAGGGGAAGGAGGAGGACGCGGAGGAGCUCGGCGUCACGCCGCAGCUCCUCGACUUCCUCCGGACACUCUCCCCCGGCGCCUUCAAGUCCUUCCCCACCAGCUCCACCAAGUCGGCGGCCGAGCUCUCGGACUGGCAGCAGCGGCACACCGUCCUCGUGCUCGCCAGAGCCAAGGAACUCGCUAAGGUCCGCUAUGAUCUAUGCCCACUCCACAUGAAGGACAAGCAGUUCUGGACAUACAUCUUGCCAUAA